Molecule: messenger RNA, 1404 nt
Organism: Nicrophorus vespilloides
Lineage: Eukaryota; Metazoa; Arthropoda; Insecta; Coleoptera; Silphidae
Product: mitochondrial glutamate carrier 1-like
Exons: 8
Coding region: 239-1180 (313 amino acids)
Biological process (GO): malate-aspartate shuttle; aspartate transmembrane transport; L-glutamate transmembrane transport
Molecular function (GO): L-glutamate transmembrane transporter activity; L-aspartate transmembrane transporter activity
Source: RefSeq, a predicted model, not a curated record
UGAGGCAGCAAUACCACGGAAAAAGUCAGUCGGUGUUCGUACCUCGUUGCUUUACGUUCGAAGCCCCAUUUCUCCCGGGGAAAUUUGUCAUUGAAAGUCCGCAAAAAGUAUCAAUUAUUAGGAAAUAGUAAUUGGCCGGUAGCUUGAACGACCUACCGAACAAUACUCCAAAAAAAACCCUCUCAGUAUUCUUCACAUAUCAAAGAAUUUGCCAGAUUGAUAUCACCUUCACACACCAAUGACUGACUCGGCGAAAAAUCAAUUUUCUUUGAUUCCAAAGAUUGUCAAUGGCGGAAUCGCAGGUAUCAUCGGUGUCUCCUGCGUGUUCCCACUGGAUUUGGUCAAAACCAGGCUUCAGAAUCAGCAGAUCGGACCAAAUGGCGAACGAAUGUACAAAUCUAUGUUGGAUUGUUUCAAGAAAACCUACAAAGCGGAGGGAUAUUUUGGAAUGUACCGAGGAUCGGCCGUGAACAUUUUACUGAUUACACCUGAAAAGGCCAUAAAAUUGGCUGCAAACGACUUCUUCAGAUACCAUUUAAGAACCAAAGAUGCAGCACUUCCUGUGUUUCGACAAAUGGCUGCCGGUGGUUUGGCCGGUCUUUGCCAGAUUGUUGUCACAACCCCUAUGGAAUUGCUGAAAAUUCAAAUGCAAGACGCAGGUCGCGUUGCCGCUGCAGCCAAAGCUGUCGGCAAAACCGUACCGAAGACUUCCGCUACGAAAUUGACAAUGGAAUUGCUGAAGAAACACGGAAUUCUUGGAUUAUAUAAAGGCACUGCUGCGACGAUGCUGAGGGAUGUCAGUUUCUCGGUUAUCUAUUUCCCACUUUUCGCUACUCUAAAUGACUUAGGACCUAGAAAGGACGAUGGAUCAGGUGAGGCUGUAUUCUGGUGCUCAUUUUUGUCGGGAUGCGUGGCGGGAUCGACAGCAGCCCUUUUCGUCAACCCAUUCGAUGUGGUGAAAACUCGUUUGCAAGCACUUACAAAGGCAGAAGGUGAAAGGACGUACACCGGAAUUAUGGAUUGCGCCAUGAAAACGCUGAAGUAUGAAGGACCUAAAGCCUUCUUCAAGGGUGGAGCCUGCCGUAUGAUCGUGAUCGCUCCGCUCUUCGGAAUCGCACAAACAGUAUAUUACUUAGGCGUGGCCGAAUACCUCUUAGGCUACAAUAAAAUGAAGGUGUGAAUCAAUGAAAUAUUCCAACUGAAUGUACACAAACGUUUACCCCUCUCAGAUUUAUAUAUAUAAAAAUGAAAAAGAAUAUAAUCAAAAUUACGAAGAAAAAAAAAACGCCCCUUUAGCGAAAGCAAUUAAUUAAGUAAUAAUUUUUGUUAUUAUUUAUUUUAAGCCUAACAAAACAAACAGUUGUAUACUGCCUUCAGAACAUUUCAUUAAUUAUCUUAUAUUUU